AUGAGUGAAAUAACACAAAAACCAGAAUUAAUAAAAUAUUUAUCAAUUAUACAUCAUUUAGGAGCAGCACAUAUAGAAACUAUAAAUGGAUUUUUACAAAAACCAUCAUAUAUUGGUUUAAGUCCACCCAUUACAUUAUUACCAUCAGGGUCGGAUCAAAAGUUAAACAAUGAUACAUUAUACCAAAUUGCAACAGUUUUAGAGAGAAUGGAUGAUACACAAUUCGAUGAUGUUAUAUUUUAUUUAACCAAACAACUUAGACAACCAUUGGACCCUGAUGAACAUCGCCGUCUAUCAGAGAUAUCUUUAACAUUGAAGGUAUCGCCAGACUAUUUAAGUUCAAUUGGUAGAAUCUAUCAAUCAUUUCAAUUAUUCGAGCUAUUAACUUGCCACUGUACAGAAGAACAUAUCAAUAAAUUAAAGAAUGCCUUGACCUCGGUAUUCCCAUUGCCAAUGGAGUCCACCGAGGACCAGGAUGUUUUAAAUCAAUUGGUGACACCAUCAAAACAAAAGAAUUAUUUAUCAAUUUUAGAGAAACUAAAACAAUUGUUCAUACGUACUCGUAUCGACUCAAUAUUACACAUUCAAAGUGAAAUGAUGGAAUAUCAACAAAAUCCAUUAGGUAAACAAUCAAUCACUCAACAACAUAUAUGUGACACUUUGGAUAUUAAAUCUGACGAAUAUUAUUUAGCCACUUGUUUAAAAGAGUUAUUAUUAACUGAUGAAUUUACUCUCACUUCACUCGCUGAUACAUUUCCAAAACUUCAACCAUUACAAUUACUUCAACUCUCAUUAUUACCAUUUAAAAAUAUUUAUGAAAUUUUAGAUUUACGUUUAAAUUUUGUAAAUCUUUCUUCAACUUAUCAAAUUUAUGCACCAUUACCAAAUGAUUUAGAAUUUAAUUAUCAAUUACCAAAUCCAAAUAAAUUGGAAGUUAGAAUUGUUGAACAACCACCAGAAAAAGCAAUUUAUAAAAGAAAUGUUAAACCAGCACCAUCAGUUGUUUUUGAUGGUGAUUCAAAAUUAUUAAAUGGAAAUUAUUAUGUACAUGUAGCAUUAUUAAGAUGUACUGAUUUUAUUGAAGAACCAACAUUUUUAAAUGGUGCAAGUAAACCAUUUAAAAUUGGAUGUGGUAAAGUUGUUACAUUUAAGAAAUUAAAGAUUUUAGUUACAAGUCAUCAACAAGGUGAAACAUUAUUUUGUUUUAGAUUUGAUCUACGUUGCUAUGCAUCAGAUCCAGAAACCAAUCCAACUGAUUUCACAGUGGUUUCAUCAGUACAAACCAAUCCAAUUAGUGUUUUAUCACAUUCAACUCAAUUAAAGAGUACUGCCAUAGCUGAUUUACCAAAGGUUACAGAGAUUUUCCCAUUGAAUGGUCCAGCCACUGGUGGAACAAGAAUUGCAUUGUUGGGUUCAAAUUUUGCUGAUACACCUGCCACUCGUAUCAAGUUUGGUAAUACAGAGGUUGUACCAGAGUUUUAUAGUAAUGGUACCUUGUUAUGCUAUGCACCAGAACAUGCACCAGGACCCGUUGAAGUGAAAGUAAGUAAUAGUGCAAACUCUUGGAGUGUCACAAUGUGCACCUUCACCUACGACAAUGUAGCCACCAUUGAUAAUGGUGAUUCAGCUACCCAACAAACCAAUGAUUUACUAUUACCAAAGAGUUUGUUUGGUUUGGAUUUCUCAAAGACGUUCGAUUCAUCAUUUAUCAUUAAAGGAUUGGAUAGUGCAUCCAAUAAUUUACCAUCAAAUAGUGGUGCUCAUCGUAGUUUUAGUACACAACAUCAACAACAAUCAAGAUCUGUAAAUCAAUUGAAUCACAAUGGUUAUGCUCCAAUUCAUUAUGCUUGUACCUAUGGCAAUCAAGUACUCUUGGAGAAAAUAUUAUCUUUACCAUUGUCAUCAAUCAAUUGUAUCGAUAAACAUGGUAACACUGGUCUUCACUAUGCUGUAAUCUUUGGUCAUUUCCAAUUGGUUCAAUGGAUGCUUCGUGUUGGUGGUGCUUCACCAAAUAUUCAAAAUUUCAUUGGUCAAACUCCACUUCAUUUAAUCUCUACUAUUGCAAACAACCACCACAACAACGAAAAAUGUACAUUAUUUAUUGCAAGAGAAUUGGUUAAAUUUGGUGCCAAUGUAAACAUUGGUGACAUUGAUAGUGUUACACCACUUCAUUAUUCUGCUGCUUUUGGAAAGUCUCAAAUCCUUUCUUUCCUUCUCAAUGAAUGUGCUGUUGAUUUAUAUUGUAGAGAUGAUUCUAAUGAAACUGCCCUUCAUUAUGCCACUAGAGAACAACAUUUAAAUUGUAUAGAAAUUUUAUUAUCACAUGCUUUCAAUAAGGAGAGUGAUUCAACAACAACAACAUCAACAACAAAUGAAUAUGAUAAUAUUUUACAUUAUUUAUCAUCAAGUAAACGUUAUAAUUUUAAUCACAAUGAUCAUGAAGAUAACGUUCCUCAAGAUGAUGAAGACUUUGAUGAAGAUGAUGAAAAUAGUAAUGAACCAUUUCAUUUAUUAAAAAAUGAAGAUGGUGAAACAUCAUUCCAUCUCUCUUUACUAAAUAAUUUAAAUAACUCUAUAAAUAACUCUAAUAAUAACAAAAUCAUUGAUACCUUUUUAAAAUAUAAUUCAAAAUUCCAAGAUAAAAUUAAUAAUUCAAAAAAUUUAAACAAAACAGAACAAUCUUUAAAUAAUAAUCAUAAUAAUAAUAAUAGCUCAAUUCUAAAAAUAAUAUCAACUUUUAAUCAUAUUCAUAAUAAUAAUAAUAAUAAUAAUAAUAAUAAUAAUAAUAAUAAUAAUAGUAAUAAUAAUUUACUUCAAGUAAAUAUAUGA
Messenger RNA from Dictyostelium discoideum AX4, 2829 nucleotides. RefSeq lists its product as hypothetical. The record is from RefSeq and is a predicted model, not a curated record. Bases 1 to 2829 code for a protein of 942 amino acids. The transcript has 3 exons. Lineage: Eukaryota; Evosea; Eumycetozoa; Dictyosteliales; Dictyosteliaceae.